Messenger RNA from Fusarium sp. VM40, 2526 nucleotides. The record is from the annotation of a GenBank genome assembly. Lineage: Eukaryota; Fungi; Ascomycota; Sordariomycetes; Hypocreales; Nectriaceae.
AUGGCUCCUCUAAGCAAUUACAUGUCCACCGAGGUUCUCUUACUUGACGUUGCAUGCAACGACAUUUAUGAACUCGGCCGCGUUCUUUGGUCUAUCACAGUCGAUCUCUAUCAUCACCGUGAUGAAUGGACUUUGACGUGCUUGGCGGAAGAGCAUGGUCGCUGGGAGAGCAGCUAUCAACGUGUUAGCAUCCAGAACUCAACUACCAUCGGUCAACUUCUUGGUGGGGAGAGACUCAUCGAGCCACCAUCAAAAGAAGUUCAGGAUCGAGAGGGUACUUUUGGUAUUGCUGUUACACAGUCCGUUAAUCCAACUCCUAGAAUCGAAGGCCGAUCACCAUUCGUCUUGCGGCUCUCGGAGUUUGCUGGCAGGCCCACUGCUCAGGUGUUGUUCUCAGGAAAGAAGAAUACCGGGCACGCUCGGGUCCUUCUCAAGGCCUUCUACAGUCUUUGGGAAAACCAUGGCCCGUCUCUCUUGAGGGAUGAAUUCCCCGUGUGUGAGGUCAGCAGCCUGAGCUAUGAUGAUAUUCGAAUCCUGGAACUGGCCAACAGUGGCAGACUUCUUGAUCAGAAGGAGUGUAUCCAGGAUGUUGUUCAGCAUCAUGCUCUCCGAUCACCCACGCAAUGUGCUGUGCGUGCUUGGGAUGGCAGCUUGACCUACAGUCAGCUCAAUGAUCACGCUAAUCGGAUCGCCACCAUGCUCCGUGCUAAUGGCAUCGUUGAAGGCGACUUUAUUCCAUCCAUCAUGGAAAAGUCAUACUGGACCAUUGUUGUGUGGCUUGCAACGCUCAAGGCCGGCGCAGUCUUUGUGCCAAUCGACCCCAAGUGUCCCGCUUCGAGGAUCAACGCCAUCUUCCUCCAGGUCUGGCCCAAGGUGUACUUCUCAAACCUUGGAUCUCAGAUGCGACGCAAGCUCAACCCCUCUGUCGCCUGCCUUGACAACUUUGAGGAGAUUGUUCAGCAGCAGGAGCCGGCUCCACUGCCACCGUCUCGUCCUGACGCAAUUGCAACUUGCUUCUUCACCUCUGGCAGCACAGGAAAGCCAAAGGGCGCCAUACAUGAUCAUGCUGCCAUUUCCACUGGCGUUGUUGAUCUUCUGGGCCCGUUUCACAUGGACAACCGCACGAACUGCAUGCACUUCGUGUCACCCAGUUUCGAUGUCAGUGUUACCGAGAUCUUUGCAACUCUGUAUGCCGGCGGCUGCAUUUGUGUUCCUUCUGAACAGGGCAAGCUCAACGACCUGAACGGGGAGAUGAGGGCUCUCGGAGUGACACAUGCGUUCCUCACCCCUUCGGUUGCGUGCCAAGUGAAGCCCAGCGAAGUUCCCACGCUACAAUAUAUCAUGCUUGGCGGCGAGCCCCUGGGUAGAGCUACUCUUGAGAGCCUCUGCAACGACGUUCAUCUCAUCAAUGUGUAUGGCUGUACGGAGUCGGGUCUUUGGGAUACUGCGUCGGAGAGACUGACUCUCCACAGUAGCCCCAGUAAUAUUGGGCAGUCUACGGGGCCACGCAUAUGGAUCGUGCACCCUAGUAACCCUGGUAACCUUCUCCCCUUCGGCACCGUUGGUGAGAUAAUGAUUGAGAGCCACUGUUUAGCACGUGGUUACAUCGGCGAGAAGCCAACCAAAUCAGGAUUUGUCUCCACCCCAGGCUGGAGGCAUCAGCUUUUCCCCGAGCUGGAUCUCGGUCGAUUCUAUCUGACGGGAGACCUGGGUUCGUACAACCCCGAUGGCAGCAUCAUGAUCCACGGUCGAAAGGACACUCAAGCCAAGAUUCGGGGCCAGAGGAUCGAGCUUGGUGAGAUCGAACACCAGUAUAAAGCGGUUCUGCCCUCUUCCCGCGUAGUGGCUGAAGUUGUGACGAUUGAUAGUCACACUAUGCUGGCUGCGUUUAUUGAGUCCUCAAGCACCGAAGGCGUGGACACAUCUGUCUGUGUUGACUCCAAGUCCAUCAGCUCAGCUCAAGCCGCACGCGUGGCUGCCACCCCCUCACUGUCAGCAGUGUUACCCGCUUAUAUGGUUCCCGAGGUGUACAUUCCCAUCAGCAGUAUCCCUCUUACCAUGUCAGGUAAGACUGACAGGCGGAGACUUAGAGAGCUGGCUCAAACCAUCACAAAAGCCCAGAUGGAGAUGAUCAACGGCGUGGAGACGGAGAAGGAGCAGCCUCGCCACGAACGCGAGCGAUUGCUACAGGCAGCUUGGGCAGCCGUUUUGCAGAAGAAGACUUCUACAAUUGGUAUCCAUGACCAUUUCUUUAAGAUUGGUGGUGACUCGUUAUCUGCCAUGAAGGCUGUGACUGCCGCGCGAAGCCUCCAGAUGACAAUCACCGUUGCAGACAUCCUGGGAAACCCAACCAUUGCCUCGCUAGCAAAGCGUCUCAAUUCGUCUUCAACCAUCAGUCUUGCGACCAAGGGAACGAAGGGCACAACCAUCAGCCUUGCCACAAAGGGAACAAGCACUAGUCUUGUCACAAAGGGAACAAAUGGAAUGAUUAAUAGAGAUGUUCAGGUAACAGUUACAUGUUUAUAA